AUGCAUUCAAAAUUACUUGCCCUUUUAAUGAUGCUUACAUUGUUUUGCGCUUAUACGACAUCAGUCUUCAUUGGUAAAAAUGAAUGUGCAAAUCCAGCACCAUUUUGCGACGGUAUUCAGAUGGAUUGCUUUAUUGAUC
Messenger RNA from Funneliformis caledonium, 139 nucleotides. The record is from the annotation of a GenBank genome assembly. Lineage: Eukaryota; Fungi; Glomeromycota; Glomeromycetes; Glomerales; Glomeraceae.